CGCGAAUCGUCAACUGAUUUGGAUUAUCCACAAGCCGAAUGAUGGCAGCUAAUCUUAAGUAUUUGCUGCUGCUGAUCUGCCUGGUGGUAGCAGUCGCAUCGGAAACCGAUACGGAAACCGAACUAGAGGAUGGACACAAUGGACACAAUCCUUGCCACGAAACGUUAUUGCCGGAUCCGGACAACUGCAAAAAAUACUUUGCGUGCAAUUGUUAUGGCUGCAGUCACCACAGCUGUAAGCCGACCUACAGUUUUGACUGGGUUCUUAUGGAAUGUGUAAAAACGAAGGAAGCUACGUGUUAUGAACCGACCACAACUACGGAGGUGCCUGUUUGUACCGAAACGUUGUCACCGGAUCCAGAUAACUGCAAGAAAUAUUUUGUGUGCGAUUGCCACGGCUGUAGCCACCACAGCUGUAAAGCAACGUACAGUUUCGAUGCCGUGCUUCUGGAAUGUGUGAAGACGACAGAGGCUACAUGUUACGAGCCACCUACAACGACGACGAAGAAACCGCAUCCAACAACAACUACUACUGAAGAAUCUACGACGACGACAACAACUACCAAGAAACCGCAUCCAACGACAACAACAACUACCAAGAAACCGCAUCCAACGACAACAACAACAACAACAACUGAAGAACCUACGACGACAACAGAGGAGCCUACAACAAUAACAACAACCACGAGAAGACCGCGUCCACCGUCAACAACUACGAGGAGACCACGUCCACCAACAACAACUACGAGAAGGCCGCGCCCACCAACAACAACCACGAGAAGACCACGUCCGCCAACAACAACAACAACUGAAGAACCUACGACGACAACAGAGGAGCCUACGACAGUAACAACAACCACGAGAAGACCGCGUCCACCGACAACAACUACGAGGAGACCACGUCCACCAACAACAACUACGAGAAGGCCGCGCCCACCAACAACAACCACGAGAAGACCACGUCCGCCAACAACAACAACAACAACUGAAGAACCUACGACAACAGAGGAGCCUACGACAGUAACAACAACCACGAGAAGACCGCGUCCACCGACAACAACUACGAGGAGACCACGUCCACCAACAACAACUACAAGAAGGCCACGUCCCCCAACAACAACAACAACAACAACGGAAGAACCUACAACGACGACAGAGGAGCCUACGACAGUAACAACAACUACAAGGAGACCACGUCCACCAACAACAACUACGAGGAGACCGCGUCCACCAACAACAACCACGAGAAGACCACGUCCACCAACAACAACAACUGAAGAGCCUAAGACGACAACAACGACGAAGAAACCGCAUCCAUCGACGACAACAACAACAAAAAAACCACAAACAACAACUACAACCGAAGAACCUACAACAAAAGAACCUACACCGGAAGAACCACCAGCAACGACUACGGAGCAAGAACCGCCUACAUACCACCCAUGUGAGGACGGAUUCAGUGGACUGUUGCCUCAUCCGAAGGAUUGCACCAAGUUCUACGUCUGUCUAGCACACAAGGAUCCGCUGCCGAUGAACUGUCUGCCCGGUUAUAUAUUCUACGUACCUUUCGGGGUUUGCCUGCCGGGAGAUGCCGAAACGUGCGAAUUAUAUCAUGUCGAUGAAUAAACGAUUUUUUAUUAUUAA
Messenger RNA from Wyeomyia smithii (pitcher-plant mosquito), 1643 nucleotides. RefSeq names its product mucin-2-like. The transcript has a single exon. Gene Ontology annotation, molecular function: chitin binding. Gene Ontology annotation, cellular component: extracellular region. Bases 39 to 1625 code for a protein of 528 amino acids. Lineage: Eukaryota; Metazoa; Arthropoda; Insecta; Diptera; Culicidae. The record is from RefSeq and is a predicted model, not a curated record.